AACAUGUCGAAUGUGCGGAGGUGCCUAUCAACAAAAUUAUUUAAAACUUUCAGUAAUCUCUUCUCUUAAAUCUAAAACUACCGUAUUGUUGCUGCAGCUUAAUAAACUAGUAUUGCGCUGACACAAAGAAAAAACCAACUGAGUUGAGCAUCGCUGGCUAUUAACUCCCUUUCUUUUAAUUAAAUCAUUUUUUUUCCAAGUAAGUACUAUGUUGGCAAAAAGAGUUACACAAAACAAAUUUAGAAAUAAAAUUUCACAAUACAUCACUUUGCUACCUGCCUACCAUUGUUUUCAUUACCUUCCAUAAUAAUUACAUCUGCUCAAGGUUAGCCCGCCUUUUUACAUCGCAAAACUUAACAAACUCUUUAGUUGUUAAAAUAUACUCAAUCACGGUAGACCGAAACCUAAAGUAGUGCAAUUUAAAAACUAUAAAACAUAAGCAAUCUUCAUAAAUUUGCCGCAGUCUGCUUAUGUGCUUUUAACACCUACACUUCAUAGAUAUUAGUAGCAGCGCACUAAAAUGGGUAGCAUACGUAAAGCGCGCAUACCGGGAUUCGUUUGUCGCUUAUGCACCGCGCUGAGCCGCGUGGUUAUCCACAUAUUUGGUAAUCGCGGCAAGAAAUUGAACUUAGUGGAGAAAGUUAAUAAAUACGUGCCAAUUAAAAUAUCACCAACCGAUUCAUUGCCGAAAGCGAUUUGCCUAAAAUGCCUCAACCGGGUGGAGAAGAAUUACGCGCUCAUGAGGCGUUUAGCGCAUAUAAACUGGUUAGUAGAGAUAAGUCACAGACGCAAUGUUUCCGAGCCUGCUGCUGUUUCGAAUACCGAUUUUCUUAUGUGAGGAAGAUUGUAAUGAACAGAUGUGACAUAUUGAGAUAUUACAACCACUUUGCUAUUGACAACGAUAUUGGAAACGGAAAAGUGUUUUUUUUUUCACAAUUAAAAAACAAAGUAUUGCAGCGAGCUGAUAUAAUAAAAUAUAAUAAAUAAAUCAACAGCCAUAGCAGACGUAUUAAACUACAAAACUUUAACGAAAAAA
Messenger RNA from Bactrocera oleae (olive fruit fly), 1036 nucleotides. NCBI's taxonomy places the organism in Eukaryota, Metazoa, Arthropoda, Insecta, Diptera, Tephritidae. The record is from RefSeq and is a predicted model, not a curated record.